GUGUUUGAAGAAACUGGGUUUGACAUAAAAGAUUAUAUCUGCAAAGAAGAAUACAUUGAGCUGCGAAUUAAUGAUCAAUUAGCACGGCUGUACAUCAUUCCAGGAGUUCCCAAGAACACAAAAUUCAACCCCAAAACUAGAAGGGAAAUUCGGAAUAUUGAGUGGUUUUCCAUUGACAAAUUACCAUGCCACAGGAAUGACAUGACCCCAAAGUCCAAGCUGGGUUUGGCACCUAACAAAUUUUUUAUGGCAAUUCCUUUCAUCAGGCCAUUGAGGGAAUGGAUUUCCCAAAGGAAUGAAGAUUCCUCAGAUAGUGACAAUGGAUUAUCAUCUACAGGGAGCACGCCCUCUAAGCUCAACUUGGAAAAAGCUAGAUCCAAACUUCGCUGUAGUCAGCAGCUGUUUACAGAUGGCUCUUCAGGAGAGCAGUUGGUGAAGCCAAAACAGCCACAGAAGCCAUAUAAUAAUCCUGAGAUGUCUGAAGUUUUGAAAAUAAAGAGUCAGAGCUUGAGGAGCAAUGGCAGAAAGCAGUAUCAAGACACUUCCAGCCAAAAGAAGCGAACAAAUGGAGUCCACAGUCAACCAGUUAAGCAAAAUCAUACCUUGAAAUGUGAAAAAAGGCUUAAUCCAAGAAGACUUCAAGAUAACUUUGAAACAGAUGCAGCACAUGAGAUGUGUUGCUCCAGUGAAGACCCACUGCCAGAACACGUAGAGGGACAUUCUGUGUCAUCCAAUGGCCAUGACAAAUUGGCUUUCUCAUCAAGAGCUUUCUUGAAUUUCAAGUUUGACCAUGAUGCCGUAAUGAAAAGUUUUGACCCCUGA
Tauraco erythrolophus (red-crested turaco) is the source of this 822-nucleotide messenger RNA. The record is from RefSeq and is a predicted model, not a curated record. NCBI's taxonomy places the organism in Eukaryota, Metazoa, Chordata, Aves, Musophagiformes, Musophagidae.